This is a messenger RNA of Quercus robur (English oak), 1393 nucleotides long. RefSeq lists its product as uncharacterized. The coding region runs from base 706 to 1143 and encodes 145 amino acids. The transcript has 2 exons. The record is from RefSeq and is a predicted model, not a curated record. Lineage: Eukaryota; Viridiplantae; Streptophyta; Magnoliopsida; Fagales; Fagaceae.
UAUAGUGACAAAAAUAGUGAAUUUCUGUGUGUGCUUAUAUGUGCGAAAGUGUCUUAUGUUUGACAUUUGGAAACACACAUUCCUACUCCCACCACCUCCUUGAUAGUUGGGAGGGAGAAUUGAAAAGAGAAAAAAAAAAUGGUGAUGAUGAUCUGGUUUUCGUUUGUGAAGAUCCGAAAGAAUGUGAACAAAUCCAAUCCUUGAAAAAAAAUCCAAUUGAAAGAAUGGUCCAUGGUGGUGAUCAAAGACUCUCCCACUCAUGAUGAUUGCUCCAUCUUCCCACCAAUCAACCAUGAAAUCUCCCCAUUUCUGAACAACAUCAACAACACCCAUUAUCACCUUUAUCUUCAUCUUCGUCAUCAUCAGUUCAUCACCACCACCAUUUCCAUUUUCACCAUCUUCAUCAUUCUCAUCCCCACUGUUCGAUUCCAACCCACAGCUAGCUCCGCUGUCUGAUUCCCAGGUGAAAAGACCCAGUGAGGUGACGAGGUGGAUUGGGGCUAGGCUUGAGGUCUUACGUUGUAAGGUUUUUGUGUUGGUUUCCUCUUUCUGAAAUUAUGAUGCCACCAAAGGGGCAUUUUGGUCAUUUAAUCCUUGUCGCGAUGGCGGCGGCCAUGGUGUUUUGGAUGUUAUUCGUGCAAGCUCGGUGGCGACGGCGACGAAUGGAGAGUAAGGGUUGUUUGAUGCAGGCCAUAAAGGAGAAAGAUGUGGUUGACAUUCCAGUGCCCACGAGGUUCGGAGCUUUUUAUCAUGGUUUGCUUGUUUAUGUGGAAUCGCAGAAACAAGUGCAGAGUCAAAGAGGCAGUGGCUCCACUGGGCAAACUUUCGGAUUUGGCAAAACGGCACCUUCAGGAGUUUCAAGACCAGCAUGGUAAAUCUGUCAACAAACAGCCCCCGAAGCAAUCUGUCUGGAGGCCACCUGACCCAAGUACUCUGAAAACAAAUUUUGUUGGUGCCAUUUUUGAAGAAUUGGGAGCAGCAGAUAUCAAAGUCGUGGUUCGCAAUUCCUCUGGAGAAAUUAUGGCGGCCCUAUCCGAAAUUAUCCCCCUGCCAUCAUCCAUAGUUGUAUUGGAAACUAUUGCAGCUAGAAGGGCGGUCAAAUUUCUUCAAGAACUUGAUUUGCACAGCUCAAUUUUUGAAUGAGACUCAUAAAUAUCGAUUUUGGCGAUAAAAAAUCAGUGCUUCCAUCACCCAUCUGUUGGACAUUUGAUUAGGGACAUCUUGUAUUCAGCUAGUUCUCUACAGAACUAUUCUUUCUCUCAUAUAUGUCGGCAAGGCAAUGCUUUGGCACAUGCUCUAGCCAAGAGAGCAAGAUUUUCUUUUCCUGUUUUAGUUUGGUUGGAAUCUAUUCCUCAUAAUAUUAACAAGUAUUAUGUAUCUGAUUUUUUAGCAA